Acanthosepion pharaonis is the source of this 7332-nucleotide messenger RNA. Lineage: Eukaryota; Metazoa; Mollusca; Cephalopoda; Sepiida; Sepiidae. The record is from the annotation of a GenBank genome assembly.
AUGGCUCCAUUGGAAUGGGAUAAAAUCAUGAAAGCUGACCUGGAAAAUCUAGAAAAUGAUGGGGAUACAUUUUUUGAGAUGCUUAAAGAUUUUGAUCCAGAGAAGGAAUCUGAUCCUAGUCAUUUAAAACAGCUCUUCAGAGUUUGUCAAAGUGUUAUGAACAUAAAGAAUGAGCAGUUGGCAGAAGUUAUUGCUGAUAUGGAAAAUGAGGCCAGAAAAGAUGCCAAAAGAGUUGAAAAACUGCAAACAAAAGUCAAGGAAUUAGAAAUGGACUUGAGGCAUGCCAAAAAAUUUUCUAAUGAAAAAGAAAGUCCAUCAAGCACAAAAUAUUUGCGAGAAACAGUUUUGGAACUGGAAGAUCAGAUCCACCAACUAAAUAAACAUAAAGAUGAUCUUCAGAGAGAUUUGAAUGAAGAGAAAAGAGCCAAUGAAAAAUACAAUGAACAAGUGAAGAACUUAGAGAAAUACAACAAUGAACUAAGGGAUGAGGUUAAUCAAAUGAGGCAAGAUAACAGCUAUUAUAAAAAGCAAUUGCAGAUACACAGAGACAAUCUAAUGAGUCAGAAUCAAGAAGAAGACCCAGAAUAUAAGCUUAAACUGAUUGCUAAGAACCAAGAACUGUCAGAAGCUAUGGAAGAGUUGCAGAACUUGACAGAUAAUAAUGAAGAACUGAAGAAAAAUUGUGACAUUUUGACAGGAAAAUUAUCUGAAGUAACAAAAAAUAUGGAACAAUUGACAGAUGAUUAUUUAAAACUUAAAAAAGUUACUCAGGAGGAAGACACAGUUAAUGACCGACUAAGAGCAGAAAAUCAGUACAUGAAGACACAGAUUUCUGAUUUGAAUGAAAGGUUUCAGUCAAAAUCUGACUCAGAUGAUGCCAUUAUGAUAGCAGUCAGCCACAAAGUGGAAGAAUGGAAAACUGCCUUAGCCGAGAAAGAUGAAGAAAUCCUCACUUAUCAAAAAGAGAUCAUCAAACUCAGAAGGCAGUUAGAAGCUCUCAAUAUGGAUGCUGAUCGGGCAUCAGUUGCUGCUCUUACAAAGGUAAUUGAAGAGAAAGAUAAACAAAUCAAUGAAUUAACUGAGGAGAUGAAAAAUUAUGCUGAUGAAAUAGAGGUAAAUGCUGCAGUUAUUGAAGAUCUUGGAAAAAAUCCUUCCAAAGCUGAAAGAGGACCAGUUCAUAAUUUACAGAAGAAGAUUCAAGAACAACAAGCUUUGCUGCGACAUAAAGAACUGGAAGUGAAAGAAGCACAGAAAUUAUACAAAGAGGCUGAUAAAGAUGCCUGUGAUAAAGAUAAACAAUUGUGUGAAGCACUAGAAAGAAUGAGACAGUAUGAAUCAGGAGAAUAUGGAUUGGCUGAUGCAGUGAGUGAAAUCAAGGAGCUGAAGAAACAGUUAAAAAUCCGAGAAAGGAAAAAUGAAGAAUUGAUUCAGCUUAUCAACAAAUCUGAAACUGAUAUGAAUGAAUUGACAGAUGAGAAUGAAUGUUUGAGAGAACAACUUGGCAUGGACCCCAAAAAACCAGUUGAUAUAAAAGAUUUUCAAUCAAAGAUCAGUGUGAAAAGAGAAGAACAACGAGCUCUAAACAUUGUAUUACAAAAAGAGAUUGAACGACUGGAAGAAGAAAGAAUUAUGCUGAAGCAAAAUAUUAGAAAACUUGCCCAACAAACUGGACAAAGAGCUGUGGCAUUGGGUCUCACUGCUGAUGACAUGGUCUCAAUUCAAAACUACACAGAAAAUCUGAAAGUAUCUAAAAUAAAUAGACCAACAACACAAGACACUCCAGAUGUGGAUGAUUUAAAGAUUAAGAAUAUAGAACUCAACAACAAUUUAACAACUAACCUCCAGCAGCUAAAAAAACUUUCCAAAGAAAAGGAUAAGCUACAAACCCGUAAUGAACAAUUAGAAGAAGAAAACAAAAGUUUUCAGGAUGCUUUGAAAGAGAUUCAUACUGACUUGAAAAAGCGUGGUUCUGCGGAUUCAGAAAAGGCAAUUAUUGAGUGCCCAUCUUUGGAGAAAAUGAUUGCUGUUUUAGAUGUUAGAAAUGCAGCUAGCAAUUCUGAUAUGUCUUCCUAUACUAAAGGUAAAGUAGAUGCUUUGCUUGACCAAAAGGAGGAACUCAAAAAGGCCUUAAAUAUUGCCAGACAGGAAGCAAAUUUUGCAAAACUUGAGAGUGAAAAGGCUGUUGAAAAAAUGAAAAAGUUGGAACACGAUAUAUUGUACCUUCAACAAAAAGGAAAGCAAGCUGGAAUAUUUCAACCUUUAGUUCUCCCAGAAGGCUUACCUGCCAGUAGUGCUGAGGUGAUUGCAAAUCUCAAUGAACAUCUCAUUGUUACUUUAGAGGAUUUGUUUCUAAAUGAGGAGCAAUUGCAGAAAACAGAAACUUCUCUGGAGAGUUACCGGUGUAAGAUGGCUGUAAUCAAACAUCAGCAAGGUUUAUUGUAUUCAGAUUAUCUUAAUGAAAAAAAGGAACAUGAAAAUGACAUAAUCAAGUUAAGAGAAAAUAUUAGAAAAUUAGAAGAACUUCGGGAACAGGAUGAAAUCCAGUUAAAAGAGUUUGAUCGUUGCCUUAAUACAUUGUCUCAAGAUGAUGUGGAAGUUCACAGACGAUUAGCUGAGCAGACCCGAAAGAUUACAGUUUUACAAAUAAAUGAAAAAGCUUUGAUGAGAAGGUAUAAUACACUGAUAGAAGUGGAAGGGACAUUGAGAAAAGAAAUUUCCAAAUUGAAACAUGAAAGUAUUGCAAUGGAGAAAGCAGUUGCUGAGAGGAUUGGUUAUUUACAACGUUUUAAGGACACAGCUAUGUUCCAAAUAAGUGCCUUACAGAAAGCCCUAGAAGAGUCUGUACAUUCAGUAGAUUUGGAGAGAGCCAAUAAAGAAUAUCAGAAUCUCACAGAAAAAUACAGAGAUCUCCUUGAGAAAGAAAAUGUAUUUGUAUCGAAAUCAGAGGCAGUAUCAAAUCUUGAGGAAGAUGUAAAAAGACUCAAAUCUGAAAACGAACAUUUGAAAAAAAUUUUGGAAAUGGAAAAAGAUAAAGUUCACACUCUAGAAGAAAAUAUGGAGAAGUUAUUCCAAAAAGGAAUGGCAACCUCAAAAGACCUACUUGUUAGUGAUAAUCCUCAAUCCUUGGCCAAGAGAAUGGCUAUGGUUGAAAUGAAAGAGUUACAUGAACGCCAACGAGCUGAACAUGCAGUGAACAUGUAUGAGAAAUAUAAAACAGUACUUAGGGAUUUGGAGAAAAGAAAUAAAGAACUGGAAGAAAAUAUGUCCAAGGUUUCACAAGUAAAUCUUGAACUUCAAAGAACUGAACGUGAGCUGAGAGAUGAACUUGCAAAUUCAGUCACUAAAGAGGUCAGUGAUGCUGAUCGAAAGAGAAUUACUGACCUUGAAAAGAGUGAAAUGAACUUGAAGAAUGAAAUUUCAAAAUUAAAAGAGGUAUCUGAUGUUGCCACAUCCCAAGUGAGAGCAUUAGAGAUGCAGCAGAUUUCACGAGACAAGGAGGUCAUUUCUCUUCAACAGCAAUUACUUGACUUUCAAGCACAAAGUGAUGAAAAAACCGUGAUAGGCAAACUUCACCGUCACAUUGUACAACUGCAAAUCAGUGAGGGGACAGCUGUUCAGAAAUUAGAGAGUGCCCUUCAGAAAGUGAGUAAACUUGAGGCUCAGGUAUUACGCUUGGAACAACAAAUUGAUGAGAAAAAUCAAAGUAUAUAUCACAAUCGAAAUGAGGCUCAAAACAAAAUCAAACAUUUAAAAAGGAAUCUGUUUGACGUUCGACGGCAAUUUGCAGGGGCAGUGCCUCUUUCUAAACAAGAAACAUUUACAAGGAACAUGGUUCAAAUUAGGGAAGAUAAAUUAAAGACAGAACAAGAAUUGCAAGAGGUUCAAGUGCAACGAAAACAAAUGGAGGACAAAGUUUUAGAGCUGCAGUUACUUCAGUCAAGUCAGAAGGAAUUGCUUGAAGCAACAUUAAAAGGUAGCCAUGCUGGGGCCAACAAAUUAACAGAGUGGCACUCAAAACUGGAGGCUUUGCGUCUUACUGAGCUCAAACAAAAGCGUGACAUUGUCAAAUUACAAGAGAAGAUUAGUUUUCUUGAGAAAACAAAUAAGCAUCAAGAAAUGACAAUUAAUGAAAUUGAAACUGAUUAUGUUCGAGCAUCCAAGGAAUUUGAAGAACGUCAGCUCAUUUGGGAACAAAGGGAAUUAGAACUUGAAAAAGUUAUUAGCAAUAUGGAAAAGCGAGCCUCAGAUAUUGCUAAUGUUGCUGCACAGUUUGGUAAAACUGUUGGGAAUAUUCCUGAUGCAAGUCAGCCUGUGGCAGUUCAGUUAGAACAGGCCAUUUCUACCAUUAAACAAAAUAUGAAAACUAUUUCUGAAAGUCAAGCAGAAGCUAAAGUAUUAAAACAACAAACAGAAAAAUUAGAAUCUGCAGUUCGGGAAGCUGAAAAGGCUCUUAUAGCAAAAGAUAAGUUGAUUUCUGAACUCCGUCUUCGUAUGCCAGCCACAGCUGAUCGUGAUAGCAUCAUCCAGAAGGCAGCAGCUUCAGCAGUAGAAAGUGUCAAACAAGACUCAAACUAUGAUGAUUCUAACAAUGAACAAGCAAUGAAAGUUGCUCAAUGUGCAAUUUCCAGUUUGAAGGCACGAAUCCAACUGAAAGAAGAAUCAAUCCAAAAACUUCAGGAUCUUUUAAAGGCAGCCCAUGAUGACAUGGAGAAGAUGAGUCGUAAACAUUUUGAAGAACUACAAGAGAUGCAGCUAAAGCUACAUGCAAAUACAGAUAAAUCUUUUCACAACUUUAAAGAAGCUGCUCGAGAAAUUGUCAACAAAACUGACAGUGAUACUGACUUUUCUCAACAGAUGAACAAAAUUACAGUUCUUGAGGAACUGGUUGCUGAACAUGAAGAUGCUUUAAAUGCCAUGGUAGAACGAUUAAAAGAAAAAGAUGAAGAAAUUUUGAUUUUGCGCAAAAAGCUGCAGCAAACAACUGAACAAAUGGAUAAAGAAAAAGAAGAUCUGUUGAAACAGCAUGGAGUUGAUGUCUCUAACAAAGAUAUAGAAAAUGAAAAAAUGGUUUCUAAAAUAAAAGAACAAGAAAAGGAUAUUGAGAUAUUGAAAGAAGAAAUUUCUGCUGUGAAAAAUGCCAAUAGUCGAACACCAAGUGCAAACAUGAAGAGAUUGGUUGAACAACUACGCAAUCAGCUUUCAUUAAAAGAAAACCAAAAUCAGGCAUUGGGCAAAGCUUUAUCAAAAAUCCGUGCUGAAAUGGUUGAACAAGCUGAAGAAACAUUAAAGGCUCAUCAAGAAGAAAAGAAGCAAGAACUCAAUAUGCAGAAAUUGGUAGAAAAACAUACAGAGGAAUUUAAAGAGCAAAUUGAGACACUACGAGCUCAGAAUGAGAGAAUUAAAAAUGAUCUGAAGAAGAAGCGAGAAAAAGAGCAAGAUCUUGAGUCACAUUUGGAAGAAGCACAAGAAGAAAUCACAAAGAAAAACACCAUAUUACAAAGACUGAAGUCUGAGAAACAAAAGCUUCAAUUUCAAGUAGAAGAAUUAGAAAAGAGAAAUCAGUUUAAGUCAGUUUCUAAGAAAACUAGUGAAGAUGAGAGCCAGGAGCUAAAUGAAAUGCGGAGACGUGUACGAUUUCUGGAAGAUGAAGUCAAGCGCAAACAAGAACAAGCUGAAAAACCUUAUGAGCAAGCAAAAACAGAAAAAUCAAAAAAUGUGGAACUUAUUAAGUGGGAAGAACGUAAAAAAUGGGAAAGGACUUUUGAAAAAAUGAAAACCAAAUUAAAGGAAACAGAAUCUGAAGUGGUAAAACAUGAAAAAGAAGUGAAACACUUAAAAAUUGCAUUGGAAAGAUUGCAACGAGAAAAAGAAAGUCUUGAAGCAAAAAUGAAGACCAUGUCUAAAACUCAUGACAUUGCAUCAAGCUCAACUACCUCAAGAACUGUACGACAAGACUUUAAACUCAAACAAGAAUUGCAUGAUUUAAAAGAUAUAAAUUUUCAACAAACAGAAGAAUUGACAAAACUGAAAAGGCAGUUAGCUAAAGACCAAGACCAAAUCGUGAAGGAACUUGCAGAAGAAAACAAAUAUCUUGUGAAAGAAGUAGAAGAAAUGAAAAAAGCGAUUAAAGCUAAAUUUACCAAAGAAAAAGAAUCACAAAGCUGUGCUGAGUAUCAAGCAGUGUUUGAAAAGAAUCAAGAACUGCAGAAACAAUUGUUACACUUAUCCAAAGAAAACAUUGAAAUUCAUUUUGAAAUGGAACAAGCCAAAAAGGAUGUGCCUCGUUUAAAGGCAAGAGUUGAGGAUCUUCAGAUUUAUGUGGAUGCUCUGAAAGAAGAGAAUAAUCGUUUAGAUGGAGACAGAUCUGGAAUUAAAAAGGUUGGAGAGAGUGGUAAAAGCCCAAAAGAACUAGAGAAAAUCAUUGCUCUUCUCAAGAAAGUUGUUGAUCGUCUUCAAGCAGAAAAUGAACAGUUGAAGAAAUUAGCAGUUAUAGUCAGUCAGAAGGAGCAAAAAAUUGAUAAUGAAGAGAAAAAAACACCAGCAUCACCAGAUAAACAUUUUAGUAAGGAGAAAGGAAGUGCCAAAUUGUUGACUGAUCAUGAAAAGUUAAGAAAAAACUUUCAGAAGGAGAAUGAAAUUAGAUUGAAACUUGAGAAUCAAGUGAAACAUUUGAUGGAUGAAAAUAAAAAGCUGACAAAUAGAAUUACAGAAGGAAAUACAAAGUUAGAUGGAGAUGUUGCCAGCAUAAGAAAUGUUGAAGAAGAACUUGAAAAUAAGCAUCAACUUUUAGCAGAUGUAAAAACGUUGUUGAGAGAAUCUGCAGAGAGAGAACAGAGUCUUUUGAAAGAAAAACAAGAAUUGUUAAAACAGAUUGACAUAUUGAAGAACUGCUCUAUGGAAUCAAUAAACACUGAUGCUAAUUUGAGAAAAAGCUUUCAGGAAGCCAGGUUGAAAAUAAAUCAGCUUGAAAAAGAAAAGGAGCAACUUUUAACUGAGGUAAAAAUUUUGCAACAAAAAGUCCAUGGAAAAACAACAGAGUCUCCUAAAGAUAUGCUGGAGAAAGCCAAGGAGUAUGAAUCAUUAAAAGCUAACAAUGUGGAACUGCAGUUGGAACUGAGGAAUAUGAAAUUGGAGAAUAAAAAAUCAUUAACAGAAAUUCAACGUAUGAAAAGAGAAUUAGAAAAUUUUGGACCAGAAUUCAUUGAAGAAAUUGAAAAUCUAAAAUGCAAUUAUAAAGAAUCUGUAAAGAAAAAUGUACUGCAAGAAGACCAGCUGAAAUAUUUGGGGGAAAAAUUUGGAAUUUCUGUUAAUAUUCCUGGUAGUGAACAAUAA